Messenger RNA from Rhodamnia argentea, 6432 nucleotides. RefSeq names its product calmodulin binding protein PICBP. The coding region runs from base 358 to 5979 and encodes 1873 amino acids. The record is from RefSeq and is a predicted model, not a curated record. Lineage: Eukaryota; Viridiplantae; Streptophyta; Magnoliopsida; Myrtales; Myrtaceae. The transcript has 4 exons. Gene Ontology annotation, molecular function: calmodulin binding.
UAUCGAACUCUUUGCCAAUCUCUGAUCUCUGCGCAGUAAUAUUACGGAGAAAAUUAAUGUCAAGCUGGCGAGCAGAAACUAACCUCUACAGCCGACAGCCUACUCUGUAAUCUCUGCUCCUCUCGUUCGCCAAGAAACUUUCCCAAUCGAGAUUUUCUUCCUUGCCAGCAAGAAAGCUCAACGCUUUUUUUCUGCCUUGCCCACAAGAAAACUUCACGUCUUACCUCCAUGAUUGAAGCGACUCCGAUGGAGCUUGCGGAACUUGCUUCUUGAAAUUUGGUUUGGGCCGUCGCUGAACCGGAAAGUUGACAGCCGCUCAACCAGGAGAGGAAAAAGUAAGUUAAAGGGUCCAAAUUGAUGGAGAUGAAUUCGCUCUCGAGCCGGCCGAGCAUGGAGUCCUCAGGAAGAUCAGGGGAGUCUCAAUCUGGUCACAACCCGGUACUUGACCGUUCCAGUGAUGGAGCAGCCUCGGAAUGGUCUACUUCCAUUGAGAUGUCGGAUGCAUCGCCGGAUCACACGGAGGCGAUGGCAGGUUCCGGCAUGAAGGCAUAUGAUUUGCAGAAACCAUUGAGGACAUUAACUAGGAGAUCUAGUUUAAGGUUGGCCAAGGGAUUGACAAGAAUGUCCAGUUCAAAACUCAGAAGAUCUUCUUCGAAAAAGAUCUCUGGAGUGGUAGAUCUCCAAAGGAAGAAAUUGAAGAAGUUGCGGUCUGUCAGGCUUGCGGGGUUUCAGACCACAAGGCCAUCUAGAAGAAACCCAAGUUUGCUACAUGACCAGCCUCUGAGUUCCUCGAGUGACAUGGAUGGAAUGCCAAAGUAUUUGAAGUCGACGAGGUGUUAUGACGAGAAGAAGGUGAACUCUCAAGCAAGUACUCGUAAUUCUGAGCCAUCUGUCCGCAGCAAUGAUCGGAAUGGAAAAUUCUUGAGUAGCUUUGAGCCAAACCGGAGUCCUUCAAGUUACAAAUCUGUUAAAGGCUUUACAAGAACUCCGACCCUCAGACCUGUGAAGAUUUUAACUAAAACGGCCAGUUUGAAACCAAAGAGGCCUCCUGCACGGAAACGGCCACAAAUUUCUCAGUCCUCUGACUCGAGCAUUCAUAGAGCUACCUGCUCUUCGGCUAUCAGGGGAUCAAAGGUUCCUGAUCAGCUGGAGAUUCCGCAAGAAGGCGAUUCGUCUGAGAGGAUUUUGGCGAAGAAAGUCUGUCCAUAUAGCUACUGUUCUCUUCACGGCCAUCACCGGCAUGGGGAUGCUCCCACAUUGAAGCGCUUGAAAUCGGCAAGAAAGCGUGCGAAUGCACAGCGAAGCAAGAAACUGGAAGGUCAGCCCCCUCAGAGAGUAAACAAUAUAGGCAACUCAGUAAAGGGAAAUGACUCGAGCAAAACAGUGUGCAAGGGACAGCAAGCCGUCGAAGAAUUAGGGAAUGUCACUCCUACCGCUCAGAAACUCAAGAGGGAAGUUCCUGUAGAAAUCUACACUGGACCAAAAGCAGAUCCAAAUGGAGAUGUAGCUCAAGAUGGAGGCGAAGUCAACUCUGAUUCUUUGGGUCAAAGUUCUGGAGAAAAUAUACAGCAAGCAUGUGUUUACAGCGAGGAACAGCAUGUGCUGGUGUCUCCUCUGGCCCUUGAGAAGGAGACGCUCACGGAGUUUUGUCGAAGUGGAAGUGAGCUUGAAAUUGGCAUUACUGACUCUAAUAAUACACGAGAGAAUGAAGAGGAAAGUUCAUCAGUUAAUUGCAAUACCAAAGGAGGGAAUGUUGCUCUUGAUGAAGAUCAAGCUGCAUCCCCAGCGGUCUGCCAACUGAAACCUGAAGAUGGUGGUUUGUCCCAGGACCUGUCCUCCAAGUCAACUGGUAUCCCAGAAACCUGUCAUUUAGAAUACCCACAGGAUGCCAACAUUGUCAGAGAAGUUGAUGCAGAAGAGCCCUCAUGUUUGGAGUCAGAACUUCACCUGACUGAAAUGACAGUGAACAGUGGAAACACCACUGUAUCAGGUAGCAUGCCUGAUGAGCUAGCAUGCACAUCAGAUGUAUGUAUCAGCAGCAAAGAAUCUGCUAGGGCCUCAAAGGAUGAAUCAUCUCCGGCAAAUGAAUUGAAGGGAGAAAACGCAGAAGCUCAAUUUGGAGACUCUGAGCCGGAUGAUCCAUUUAGGACUCCUCGGGGAACAAAGAAGUAUAAUGGGUUGUGGUACCUAAUAUAUCAGCACAUGGUCUCAGAUAUUGCUGAAAGCGGAGGGUCGCAGCCGUUCAAUCUACAAAAUGAGAAAGAACAUGUGAAAGAUGGCAAUAUGCUGCCUGGUGUGGAUGGAACCAACCAUUGUCAAGCGGUUUCUGAAUGUGGUCAGGACGUUGAGAUGGCAACCAAUGAUGAAGAUCGGCAGCAGAUGGAACUGUGCCAGAGUGAUGCCAUCAAACUGUUGCAAGAAGCAAUUAGCAAAAUUCUUCUUUCCCAAAGCCUGGAUUGGAAGUCUGAUAGCCAGUCAAUGGGUAAUGAUACAUAUAUGGGGGACCAGUGUCUCUCUGAUGAGAAUGAUGGCAGCCGAGGUGCAAUCGAAUCGUCGAGAGUCUCUACUUUCCCUGAACUUCAGAAUGGUGCAGCUCCAGAUUCAAAAGAAGAACAGGUCAGAACUGAAGAUCUCGAUACCAAGAAGGAACAAAGGGAAACUAAGAUGUGGAGAAGGCCUAACCAGCCAACACUUAAGAGAUGGAGCAAUGUGAAAAAGUUGAUCCUUCUCAAGAGAUUCGUCAAGGCAUUGGAGAAAACUAGGAACUUCAAGCCAAGAAUGCCCAGAAGCCAGUCCUCAGAACUUCACCCAGAAGCAGAGAAAGUCAGCUUAAGACGGCAAUCGACAGAAGAGAGGAAGAAAUCUGAGGAAUGGAUGCUUGAUUAUGCACUCCGGAAGGUCAUUUCCAACCUGGAUCCAGCACAAAAAAGGAAAGUAGCUCUCCUUGUAGAAGCCUUUGAAACUGUCGUCCCAGCAGAAGGAUGUGAAUCUCCCUUAAGUCCAAAUUCAUCAUUUUCAUCUCCUGUUCGCCGUGCUAAAGCCAACGUAAAUUGCUCAGUCCAGGAUGACAAGCCAAAAGGCAGUGAGUAUGGAUACUCUUCUGCGACAUUGACUGGGAUGUCAUCAAGCACAUAUCCAGUUGUACAAAGCAGCGGUUCCCCAACUGAAGAACAAGAGAACCCAGUGGCAUCUUCUCAGGCCAAAGUAACAGGUCAGGACUUUUGUGAAAUCAGUAAAGAUACAAGCAUGGUGAUCUAUGAUGAAAACCCUAUGAAAAAUAGUUGUUCAAGUCCUGAUGGGGUUAUGAGUAAGUCCACUAUUGCGAGUGAUCCAUCUGAUCAGUGCUUGAAGGCAGAAAACAGUGACAAUGACAUUGAAUUAUUAGACGAUAGAAAAGUUGAGGUGGAGAGUGCAAGGGAAACUCCAAGUUUAAAUUUACUAGCUGACGGUUCUUAUGCAGGAUUGAGCAGAAAAAGCUACGAGACUGAAGGUUCAAUGGGUGAAACAGUGCCGAUAUUAAAUGAUUCUAAACGUGAUUUGCCUGAAGAUAUAGCAGAAUCUGAGCCAGAUGAUCCAUUUAGGACUCCUGUUGGAAGCAGGAAGAGUAAUGGGUUGUGGUACCUAAUAUAUCAGCACAUGGUCUCAGACAUCGCCGAAAGUGGAGGAUUGCAGAGUCUAGAAAAUGAGAAAGAAUAUGUGAAAGAUGGCAGUACACUGCUUGGAGUGGAAGAAGCUGACUGUCGUCAAGAGGUUUCUGAAGGGGGUCAUGACAUUGAGGCAGCAACCAAUGAUGAAGAUCGGCAGCAGACGGAACUGUGCCAGAGUGAUGUCAUCAAAUUGCUACAAGAAUCAAUUAACAAAAUUCUUCUUUCCCGAAGUCCACAUCAGAAGUUUGAUGGACAGUCAAAAGCUAAUGACUCAAAGUUGGAGGAGCAGUGUCACUCUGGUGAGAAGGAUGAAAGCAGAGGUGAAACCGAAUCAUCAGGCAUCUCUACUUCCUGUGAACUUCAGAAUGGUGCAGCGUCAGAUUCAAAAGAAGAGCAGGUCAGAACUGAAAAUCUGCAUACUGAGAAGGAACAAACACAUACUAAGAUUUGGCACAAGCCUAAUCAGCCUACACUUAAGAGAUGGAGCAGUGUGAAAAAUUUCAUCCUUCUCAAGAAAUUUGUCAAGGCAUUGGAGAAGACUAGGAACUUCAAGCCAAGAAUGCCAAGAAGGCCAUCCUCAGAACUUUUCACAGAAUCAGAGAAGGUUAGCUUGAGACGGCAAUCUAUAGAAGAGCGGAAGAAAUCUGAGGAAUGGAUGCUUGAUCAUGCACUCCGAAAGGUCAUUUCCGACCUGGAUCCUGCACAGAAAAGAAAAGUAGCUUUACUUGUAGAAGCUUUUGAAACUGUCGUCCCAGCACAAGAAGGUGAAUCUACCAUAAGUCCAAAUAUAUCAUUUUCAUAUCCUGCUUGCCGAGCCAAAGUCAACAUGAAUUGCUCAGUCCUGGAUGACAGACCAAUUGCCAGUGAGGAUGGAUACUUCUCUGAGACUUUGACUGGGAAGUCAUCGAGCACUUAUCCAGUUGCCGAAAGCAACAAUUCCCCAACUGAAGAACAACAGAAUACGGUGGCAUUCUCUGAGGCCAAAGGAACAGGUUGGGACCUAUGUUCAAUCAGUACAGAAUUAAGCAGUGCAGUCUAUGAUGAAAACCUUAUGAAGAUUAGUUUCUUAAGUCCUAAUGAGGUUUUGAGUAAGCCCGUCAUCGCAGGUGAUCUAUCUGAUCGGUGCUUUAAGGAAGAAAACAGUGAAAAUGUAGAGGAGUUUUCAUGGAAAACUCCAAGUUUAAAUUCACCACCUGAGGGUGCUGAUGCUGGAUCAAACAGCCAACCCUCCGAGACCAAAGGUUGUUUGGGUGAAACAGUGACAUUAUCCAAUUAUUCUAAAGGCCAUUCGCCAGAAGAUGAUGAUGCUGAGUCAACACACAUUGAAGGGUCGUCCCCUUUACCAUCUGUCGAUGACACAUGGGAGGAGCCCAGGAUGGCUAGUCGAGAAGGUAAUGAUGGAGCAAAUCCCAUAGAUGAGCUUUCAUCUGAUUCAUCUCCACUUGAGGAGUCCAUGCCUCUACGUGUCCCUAAUGCAGAACCGGAAAUACAGUUGGAGAACAAGAAGUAUUCAAAUCUCUGGUACUUGAUACACAAGCACAUGGUAUCAAGUCUUAAUACAGAAGAUGAAAGCAGGUCAACUCUUGAUGGCAUCAACAAGGAAGACGAAGAAGAAGAGAACAAAUUGGACAGAACAUACAGUUCUUGUCCUUGUCAAGAUUCACCAGAGGCAAAAGAUCAGCAAACAUCUCUAGGUCAUAGGGAUGAUCGUGAAAAGAUGGAACUCAAAAAAAUUGAGGCCAUUAAGCUGGUACAAGAGGCAAUUGACAAUAUCCUUCUUCUGGAAGCUGAGGAAAGUUCAUCAGGUGGUCAAUUUUCGAGUAAGGACAUUCAAUAUGAGGAGGCAGAAUGUGCAGAGACUCUCACUUCAACAUUGAAUAAUUCAGCUGAUGAUGGAAGGGUGGAACCUGAAGGAACAGAACAGCCCAGAGCUUCAGAUCAAGAAACGCAGCUCCAAUUUACUACUGUUAAUGGUGCUUCCCAUAAAGAGAAUAGAAUGGAGCCCAAGGUGGCAAGCAAAUUUAGCCGAGGAGCAGUGAAAAAUUGGAGCAACCUGAAGAAGGUAAUUCUCCUUAAGAGAUUCGUCAAGGCAUUAGAGAAAGUGAGGAACCUCAACCUACAGCAGCCGCAACAUCUUCCUCCUCAGCUGCUUGAUGAACCAGAAAAAGUCAAUUUGAGGCAUCAGGACAUGGAUGGAAGGAAAAAUACCGAGGAAUGGAUGUUGGAUUAUGCCCUUCAGCAAGUUGUUUCCAGAUUAACUCCAACAAGGAGAAGAAAAGUUCACUUACUCGUAGAAGCUUUUGAAACGGUUAGUCCUCCAGUUGGGAAUUGACCAUACUUCAGGCACAAGGAACAGCUUUGUGUCAUGCAUAUCCCUUUAUUCCUCAUCUAUUAUCAAGAUAAAUAAGUGAAGUCUCUUCAAUGCAGAGAAUUCAUGGUCAUCACUUAAGAGUUGCAUUGGAUUCAUCAAAUUGGAACGUUUGGGCGAUCCAAGGAGAUAUAAGGUUCAUUUAUUGUCCUUCGAUCAUUGUGUUCUCACAUGUAAGUGGGAGCUAACUAGCUCCUCUCACCUCAGAGGUUUAAUUUGCAUAGAUCGGUAUAUGAUGUCUACCUUGAUAUCAUCAGGAGUCAUUUUCCAAGUCAAUGUACAGAUGAACCUGUAGUUAUUGAGUUUCUUGCUCCAGCUAGAGAUGUGAUAAGAGUGUGAUGAUGAAAAAGAAUUUUGCAUUUUCGACCAUUUGUUACGUACUUGUGAAUGAGGCAAUCAGUUUCCGGAGUGCUUAGA